AGCGGAAAUGACGCCAUGCCGCGCGACCUUAGGAUGAUUAUAUUGUUCUGAAGUGCACUAGAGGUGGGUGCGCGCAUCCGCCGCAGUCUGUAAAAUCGUUUUAUUGGUCCUCAGAGGAUGGUGCUGUCGCGUUGCGUUCAUACAUGAAGCUCGUAGAGGUCGUUUCCCUGCCGGUUUUUAAAACCUCGCGUCCAUGAGCGACUGCUGACCCGGUUUCUGCGCUCGCGCUCCGUUACCGGCGGGACGCGCACGAGCUCCUGUGGCUCACCGUGAUUUGAGUUCUUUUAUGUUUUAUUCACGGUUUAAGUCUCCGCGCAGAUGCGCUGUUUUAAUUAGUUCAGGUGAGUUUAUGCUGGGUUAGGUUAGUGAGUUAUUCAGGAUUAGUUAGUUCAGGUUUAAAUCUCAGCGCACGUGAGUUGGGUUUGGGUUAGUGAGGAUUGAGUUUUAAUGUUGGUCAGGUUUAGUUUGGUAUGGGUAUGUUGGGUUAGGGGUCGGGUUGAGCCAGUUCAGCACAGGUCUGUUGGGUUUGGUUCAGUUUGAUUUGACAGGUGUGUUGAGUUACAGAUAGUUCAUCUGUCAGCUAGGUUUAGUUCAGUUUGAUAUCACAGGUGUUUGGUCAAAUUUAGGUUGGAAGUCAUAUAUGUGUUGUUUUAAGGCAAGUUUGGUUCGCGUGUGUUGUGUUUAGAUAGUUGUCAGUGAAAUCACAGGUUUAGGUCAGGUUUAGUUAAGCUCUGCCGUGAUGGCUAAAGGCGAGUGGAAGAGGUCGGGUGCUGAUGAUCUCCCGUUAACCGACCGGUCCGAGUGUGAAGUGUUCGAUGAUGGAACCAAUACAUUCUUCUGGAGGGCACAUACUCUGACAGUGCUGUUCAUCCUGACAUGUGCUCUAGUUUAUGUGACACUAUUGGAGGAAACACCACAUGACACUGCGUACAACACUAAAAGAGGAAUUGUGGCCAGUAUUCUGGUGUUCCUUUGUUUCGGAGUAACGCAAGCUAAAGAUGGUCCCUUCACACGUCCUCACCCAGCGUACUGGCGUUUCUGGCUGUGCGUUUCUGUUGUGUAUGAACUCUUCCUCAUCUUCAUCCUGUUUCAGACAGUGCAUGACGGCAGGCAGUUUAUGAAGUACAUUGACCCUAAACUGGGUGUCCCUCUUCCUGAAAGAGAUUAUGGUGGAAACUGUCUCAUUUAUGACCCUGGUCACCCUGCUGACCCCUUCCACAAUAUCUGGGACAAAAUGGAUGGAUUUGUUCCUGCCCAUUUUCUUGGCUGGUACAUUAAGACACUGAUGAUCAGGGACUGGUGGAUGUGUAUGAUCAUCAGCGUGAUGUUUGAGUUCCUGGAGUACAGUCUUGAACACCAGCUGCCCAACUUCUCCGAGUGCUGGUGGGACCAUUGGAUCAUGGAUGUGUUGAUGUGUAACAGUUUGGGCAUUUACUGUGGCAUGAAGACUCUCGGUUGGCUUUCCAUGAAACCCUAUCAGUGGCAGGGAUUGUGGAACAUCCCAACAUACAAGGGGAAAAUUAAGCGUAUUGCCUUCCAGUUUACCCCGUACAGCUGGGUGAAGUUUGAAUGGCGUCCCGCAUCUAAUCUGCGAAGAUGGCUGGCGGUGCUUGGUAUUAUUUUCAUGUUCUUGUUGGCAGAGCUGAAUACAUUUUAUCUGAAGUUUGUGUUGUGGAUGCCUCCUGAACAUUAUCUGGUGCUUGUGCGGCUCAUCUUCUUUGUGAACGUGGGUGGAGUGGCAAUGCGAGAGAUCUACGACUUCAUGGAUGAUCCGAAAUUCUAUAAAAAGCUGGGCCAGCAAGCAUGGAUUGUGGCGACCAUUACUGUUACGGAGUUUCUGAUCGUGGUCAAAUACGAUCCGAACACCAUUAUGCUGCCAAUUCCCUUCUUCGUCACACAGUGCUGGACACUCGGAAUCGUCCUCAUCUUCUUUUGGACCUUGUGGCGGUUCUUCAUCCGUGACAUCACACUCCGAUACAAAGAAACACACCAGCGCAGACAGGAAGGGUCUUCGGAGCAGGACAGAGUCCCUGGACACGCCGACGGCAGCAAUUUGGCCACAUCAGGCCGUAGUAAACUAAACGGCAGUAUGGACACGGUCCGACACAGGAAGUCAUGAAUCCAUCCUUCCACACACAAAUAGCCAUGCGCUGCACAUCGCAGCUGGACACACGUUUGUGUUUAUAAUCUUGUACAGAUCAUGCCAACGCUCAUGGUGUCUGUCUAGCAGCAUCCAGACAGGUGAUGUCAUCAUUUUCUCUACUCACAGAGAGGGUUGUUGUAUAUUUUAGGAAAAAUGUGUCUUUGUAGCUGUUACAUAGGUGAGGCGUUUAGGUUUUGGGGGUCCACUUUCCCUCUGGUUUUGGAUUUAGUGAUCGGUGCUAUGCAGGAAAAAACAUUUCGAUGCAGAACACUAUGCAGUGAACUAACAGAGGAAGUGCACAUACAGCCAUUUAUGAAUAAAACCGUUAUUUUUAAGUUACAUUUAGCAGGUAGGAGCACAGGAAAUAGUUCCCAAACAUCCUGCAUGAACUAUAACAACACAAU
Messenger RNA from Cyprinus carpio (common carp), 2547 nucleotides. RefSeq names its product phosphatidylserine synthase 2-like. Gene Ontology annotation, biological process: phosphatidylserine biosynthetic process. The transcript is spliced from 12 exons. Lineage: Eukaryota; Metazoa; Chordata; Actinopteri; Cypriniformes; Cyprinidae. Gene Ontology annotation, molecular function: L-serine-phosphatidylethanolamine phosphatidyltransferase activity. The record is from RefSeq and is a predicted model, not a curated record. Bases 740 to 2119 code for a protein of 459 amino acids.